AUGGUAGCCCUUCGGGUCAUGGAGCUCUAUGUGUCCUGCAUCACCUCACCACCUAAACCCCCUAGCUCCGCAGGUAUCCACACACACAGCACGGGUCGACCGCAGCAUGCCACAGCCGCGCCAACCGCAGCACCGACGGACAUCAGCAAGCAACCGCCCCGGGUCUCCGCUCGGGACCUGUCUUUGCUGAUGUAUCCGGUCCCGAGUGAGGAGAUGCGCAGAAUAUAA
Morchella importuna is the source of this 228-nucleotide messenger RNA. RefSeq lists its product as uncharacterized. The transcript is spliced from 2 exons. The record is from RefSeq and is a predicted model, not a curated record. The coding region runs from base 1 to 228 and encodes 75 amino acids. Lineage: Eukaryota; Fungi; Ascomycota; Pezizomycetes; Pezizales; Morchellaceae.